AUGACCUCGAAAGCCAAUCUACCAGACGAAGUCUGGGCAUAUAUCCUGGAUUUCCUCGACUCCGUCGAUCUAGUGUCUCUUCAACUCGUGUCUCGUCGUCUUCUGACACUCGCACGCGAUAACUCGUUAUGGCGCAACAAGUGCUUCGAAAAAGCCCCAAGCGCGUCGGCCGUCAUCGCCAGCCGUGCGGGAGCUCUGGCAGACCUUACCGGUGCUCUUGGAGGUCUCUCACUUUCUGAGCCAGCCCGUGCCCCAGAUGCACGGAACACCGAAGCUUUCGCGGGAGCCAGCAAACGUGCAAGGCGAGUCGCACGGUGGGAUCAGUCUGGAGUCGGGGAAGAAGUGGAUUGGUAUUCCGAUUUCAUUGCAAGAAAUGCGCCAUUGCAUACUGUCUGGAGCGAGACGUCGAUUCACCCAGACAGCGAAAUUUGCGGCGUGGCUGUGGACGAAUCUGGUAACCAAGCGAUCGGGUGUCGCGAAGAUGGUAGCGUUGCCAUUUGGGAUAUCCGUGAGCAAUUGCCCUCAGGCAGGAGAUUCCGCCAGGUUGCACAAAGCGCUCCCGGCGUCCUUUUCCAAUCUUUGGGGAGUGGCCCCUCAUCCUCAAGCCCGCCGCGGCCUUCCUUCUCCGGUGUCGUCGAAUGUGUCAACCUUGAUUCCCUCCACAACCGAGCUUAUAUCGCGGUCGAUCGAACACUGAACGAGGUCGACCUCGGGACACUUGAGGUCAUUUCUCAGGAAUCGUACGCCUGGAAUAUAACGGCUGUGUCCCAACAAGGGGCCGGUGAACUACCCCUGUCGAUUGGUACCACCUGGAGCCUACAUCUCUACGAUCCUAGAGUGGCUCCGAGGGAUCGUUCACGGUCACCAGAGGAUCUCAUGCGGUCGGCCCCGGGCGAGCCGGAAGAUAGCAUCGCGUUUCUGCCAAACUAUACUAAGGACAAGUCGCCGACCUACCGACGUCUCCCGACCGGCCCAGCACCUACCGCGGCUCAAUUGGCGACAGCGCCUUCCUUAUUACCAGCUCACAGUACGCGUGGAAGAGUUGAACUAUCAGACUAUGCCCAUGUCGAGCCAGGACCGCUUUCCAUAUUGCACCAUGGAGCGAACGAGAUCCUUGUAGCUGGCAGAUUCCCUAGUAUACUCUCUUACGACCGCCGCUACUUCCCACGGUUGCAAUAUGUCAUGCACUCGGGUGCUCGGCUGUCAUCAAUGACCACGAUCCCAUAUGCACCAAAGGCUGCACGGAGCACAAAUGCUGAAGCCACUCUAGUUGCCUGUGGCGAAUACGGAGGCCGUGGUUCAUUGGAGCUUUACUCUCUGCCACACGAUAACCGCGAGAAGAAACAGACCUCCGGCGACUAUGGGCUUGGAGACUCUUCUCCCGAGCUAGGGGCUGCUGACCGGGACUUCGCGCUUGAUUCACACGAACAGAAUUACCCGUUCAGCUACAAGAACCGUCAGGAGGCUUCGAGCGCAAAACUUCUCUCUGUCGCUACGCAAGGUACGAGAAUCGUCUUCUCUGAUGCAGAAGGUGGGUUGAAAUGGGUUGAGCGAGAUGGCCGAGGUCUGGCAAGACGGUGGAAUAUCAACUCGUUUGUGUACAACGAGCGUGGCUUCAGUGCCAGCGGCGAACUGGUUGCGCGCAAAAUCGUCCCCCUAGGAGGCGCGGACUCUGGCCGUGGCAAGUCAGGUAACGGCGACUUGCUCAUAUACACAGGCGACAAGCUCGGCAUUGUCAGUACGAAGCCUGAAUACAUGGAUCACGCGGAGCUGGUCAAAGCAGUAGACAACUUCGAUCUUGGCGACGAGGAAGAUCGGCAGAAGGCCGAGGAAUAUUCGAAGACGAUGCGUAAAGCGCUGGAAAGGCAGGCCGAUGAGAGACGUUGGAUGUCACAGUUCAGGCUCAAAAGAGGCUUGUUCUGA
Messenger RNA from Cyphellophora europaea CBS 101466, 1923 nucleotides. RefSeq lists its product as uncharacterized. Gene Ontology annotation, molecular function: protein binding. The coding region runs from base 1 to 1923 and encodes 640 amino acids. The record is from RefSeq and is a predicted model, not a curated record. Gene Ontology annotation, biological process: protein polyubiquitination. NCBI's taxonomy places the organism in Eukaryota, Fungi, Ascomycota, Eurotiomycetes, Chaetothyriales, Cyphellophoraceae. The transcript has a single exon.